CCUCGACUUUCCAACCUUUUUCAAGCCUCUACCUAUCCACAAGACAGCCCUCUUUCCCCUGUCGCCGUGACCACUAUAUCCCUCAGAAAACCAUCAUCCCCUGAGAACUCCCAACCAUGUCCUGGGGCUUCCAACCAAACCGCGGCAUGCUUAACCUGGGCAACAACCCGCACCUCAUCACCCCCGAGGACUUCCCCCCCUCCAUGCCCCCCGAAGCCUAUUUCGGCGCCCCAGCGCUCCCAUUCCCCAUGCCCGCUGCCCCCAUGGCUUUCGGACCCCCACUCGCCAUAGGUAUAGCCGGCCCUCCCCUCACCUUCGCGCCUCCACCCGCAACAUUCGGCAUGCCCGUGCCCAUGCCCAUACAAUUGGGUGGUCCACCCCCCAUGAUGGCACCACCACCAAUGCAAUUCGGCCCUCCAAUGCCCCAGCCCCCUCACGGCGGCCACAUCCCGCCCGCCUGGGUCGCCAACAACCUCGGCGGGCCGCCCGCAACGAUCCCCAACAUGCCGAACGAGGGCUCGAACCUGCACUUCCCGGGCGGCCGGCAGCCGGGGUACAACAUCCUGUUCAGCAAGGAGUACUGCAGCAUCCAUGUGUUCGUGAUGGAUAACCCACCGUGGGCUGACGACGCCAAUACGAAUCAAGCGGAGGUGCAGAAAUUCCAUGCGGACUGUAAUUGGAAUGUGAAGCAGCUGAUGGAGGCGCUGAGGCCGGGGCAGGACUGUAGCGCGUGGGCGAUUACGGAGGUGGUGGAGAAGGGGGAUGGGAAGUGGGCGAGGGGGAGCACGUUUGUUUAUACGAGUGAACGGGCGGGUUUUCCGCUGACGGUGGUUGGGUGGACGAAGAAUCGGAGGGAUGGAGAUAAGGGGGCGGUUUGGGUGUGGAUGCAUAAGCCUUAGGAAGGGCAAGGGGGUGGGAGGGUAUUGGCUUAUGGGUGUUUACGACUGUUUUUCUGCGGUGGAUUGGCUAUGACUGUUAGGUAAUUACGGGGCAGGUUGUUAAUCGGGCUGAGUAUUCUUUAC
Mytilinidion resinicola is the source of this 1022-nucleotide messenger RNA. RefSeq lists its product as uncharacterized. The record is from RefSeq and is a predicted model, not a curated record. Bases 117 to 899 code for a protein of 260 amino acids. Lineage: Eukaryota; Fungi; Ascomycota; Dothideomycetes; Mytilinidiales; Mytilinidiaceae. The transcript has 2 exons.